AUACAAAAGGAAAAAGCCUGGAACCACUUUUACAAAGAUGGCCAAAAGCGAAAACUCUCCUCAUGUUUUGCCUCUUGUUCUUCUUCCCCUUCUCUUCCUUACUCUUGUCAGAACCUCUCAUGCUGGUGGCAUAGCCAUCUACUGGGGCCAAAAUGGCAACGAGGGUACCUUAUCUGAAGCAUGUGCCACAGGGAAAUACACCCAUGUAAACAUAGCUUUUCUCAUCAAGUUUGGCAAUGGCCAAACCCCUGAAAUGAACCUGGCUGGUCAUUGCAACCCUUCAACCAAUUCCUGCACAAAGUUCAGUGCUGACAUAAAGUAUUGCCAAAGCAAAGGAAUCAAAGUGUUGCUUUCAAUUGGUGGUGGAGUUGGAAGCUACUCUCUGGCUUCUCCUGAGGAUGCAAGAAACGUUUCAAAAUUCUUGUGGAACACUUUCUUGGGGGGUAAGUCAUCCUCAAGACCACUAGGGGAUGCUGUGUUGGAUGGCAUAGAUUUUGACAUUGAACUUGGUUCCACAGCAAAUUGGGAACACCUUGCACGUUUCCUCAAGGAUUAUAGCAGGUUAGGAAAGAAGGUGUACCUAAGUGCUGCCCCUCAAUGUCCAUUUCCUGAUAGGUUCUUGGGCACUGCCCUUAACACAGGACUGUUUGACUUUGUUUGGGUUCAGUUUUAUAAUAACCCUCCAUGUCAAUAUUCUAAUGGUAACAUAACUAAACUUGUGAAUUCAUGGAACCGGUGGACAAGUACAGUGCCAGCAAAGCAGAUAUUUUUGGGGUUGCCAGCAGCUCCGGCCGCGGCAGGAAGCGGUUUCAUCCCGGCCAAUGAGUUGACUUCUCGAAUCCUGCCUGUGAUCAAGAAUUCACCCAAGUAUGGUGGGGUGAUGCUGUGGUCAAGAUUCUAUGAUAUCCAAAAUGGGUAUAGCACUUCCAUCAUUAGCAGCGUGUGAAGGGAUGGGUAGUUUUAAUUGACCAAUGAUUUCGUAUCAUCAUCAAGUUGUGAUUUAAAAUUAAGAAUGACAAUAACGUUGCACUUUUGCAAAGUAGUGUGUUAGUUGUUAUCUGCAUUUGGGUGCACAUGAAUAUAUUCCAAUUUGGCUUGUUUUAUUUUCAAUUCAGCAAAAAAUAGUAUUUCAUAACAAGUUCACAGCUAAUGACGAUUUAUUUAGAGUCGAGAUGCUCUUAACUCAAAUCAUGCAGCAAUUAGCCAAUUUGCAUUUCUUUUAAACGAGAAAUAGCUUUAAUGAUUAGUAAAAUGCAAACAUGAGAG
This is a messenger RNA of Abrus precatorius (Indian licorice), 1266 nucleotides long. Its product is annotated as acidic endochitinase. The transcript has a single exon. Gene Ontology annotation, biological process: carbohydrate metabolic process. Gene Ontology annotation, molecular function: chitinase activity. Gene Ontology annotation, cellular component: extracellular region. NCBI's taxonomy places the organism in Eukaryota, Viridiplantae, Streptophyta, Magnoliopsida, Fabales, Fabaceae. The coding region runs from base 38 to 946 and encodes 302 amino acids. The record is from RefSeq and is a predicted model, not a curated record.